AUGUCCACUCUGGCAGCGGAUGUCCCUUUUGACUUCACUUUCGCCCCCUGCGACCCCACCACACCCCCGAGCUUCUCCUUUGACCCAUCUCUGCUCGAGAUGCCGUACCAGUCCUCCGGCCAUGCCCGGUCCAGCUCGCUCAGCUCGUCGGUCUACUCCUUUGACUCUUCGCCCUCGGAGCCUGUCACUGCGCCUAGCACUCGCCGGACCACGCCUGCGCGGUCUCCCAUCCGGACUCAUGGCCCCUUGUUGCUGCCCAAGAUCCGGAGCCAGGACCAGACGAUGAUCCCUCCUGCUGCGCCCGCCCGCCCGGCGAAGCGCGCCCGCACUUCCAUGAGCCCGGCCGCCGUGCCCAGCAAGCGCGCGUUCCGGCCGUCGCACGUCCGCAGCCAGACCAACCCCGAGACUAUCUCGAACUACUCGGCUGCGCUCUCCUUCACCGAGGACAGCAACCCGGCGCCUCUGCUGUGCUCCCCUGUCACCUUCUCCCGCGAGACCUCAGUCGUGAUGGACUCGAGGCGGGCGUCCUCGUGCAGCGUCGACAACGUCACCGUCGACAGCUUCUUCCCGUCGUACCAGAUGCCUGCUACCAGCUACUUGCCCGUCGCGCGUGCCAGCAGCAGCCCCACGCCGCCGCCAAUGCCUAUGCAGCCCGAGCAGUUCAUGUACCAGCAGUUCAUCCCACGUGAGUCUUCGCCGCUGGCCGCCGCUGCGCCCAUCGUGCCCGACGUGUCGCCGCCCACCACGCUCUACAACUACCUCACUGCGCCUAACCCGACCCCUUCGCUGGUCCGCACCCUCUCGUUCCCACUCCGGGACCCCAACACCAAGCACUUCUGGUGGGACGUGCGCCAGGUCCGCCCCUGGACCAACUUCACUGCGGCCUCCAUCCUGUCCAUGCCCGGCGCAGCCUCGUGCCUUUCCACCGCCAUCCCCUCCUCUGUCGUGCCCACCCCGGCCGUGACCCAGCGCCACCCAGAGACGGAGUCCGCCCUCCACUCUAUCUACGCGGCGCACUACCUCCCCAAGCUUAACAACGCCCUGGCCCUGUGCUCAGCCCGGCCUCUUAAACUCUCCGUCCCCGCCUCCAAGCCCACCCCCGCAGCAGCUGCUGCCGCUUCUUCCUCUUCUUCUGGCCCAUCCUCCAGCGACUGCAUGUUCAUCGCCUCCGCAGCCGGCGAGUCCUCCUCAGCCGCCGCCCUCUUCGGUGGCAAGCCGACCGCGCGCGUCGUCGGCCUAGUCAAGAGCUUCGACCGCUUCAACACCGGCAUGCGCGCCGAAGGCAACAUCAAGCGCGUCGAGUACCUCCGCGGCCUCGCCCACCUGCACCACGCCAUGCGCGAGCACGGCUGCCGCUACGGCUUCAUCCUGACGGAAAUCGAACUCGUCUUUGUCCGCAACGGCUCCGACAAGACCCCCCACUUCGGCUUCCUCGAGGUCGGCUCGGUGCAACUCGCUGCCGCCGACGACCUUGACGUCCUAUCUUCCUCGGAAAACCACGGGCCCCUCCGGCCGGACGAAGCCAAACUCACGGCCUGCCUCGCCCUCUGGGGCCUGUGCAUGUUGGCCGGGGAUGAGCCGAUGCCAGGGCAUGCGCACUGGAAGUCGGAGAUUGGCGCGCCGGCCGAUGGCACGAGGCGCAAGGCGCUGCCGAGGGAUAGCUGGAUGCCGCCUGCGCAGUUGGCGGAGAAGAGGGAGGCGAAACGGGCGCGUGGGUGGGUGUUGCCGGAGUGUCCGGUGGGGAGGAAGGAGGUGGGGAAGAGGGGGGUUAAGUAUGGUGGGUGUUAG
This is a messenger RNA of Dichotomopilus funicola, 1788 nucleotides long. RefSeq lists its product as uncharacterized. The transcript has 2 exons. Bases 1 to 1788 code for a protein of 595 amino acids. The record is from RefSeq and is a predicted model, not a curated record. Lineage: Eukaryota; Fungi; Ascomycota; Sordariomycetes; Sordariales; Chaetomiaceae.